Molecule: messenger RNA, 460 nt
Organism: Clunio marinus
Lineage: Eukaryota; Metazoa; Arthropoda; Insecta; Diptera; Chironomidae
Source: the annotation of a GenBank genome assembly
CGAGUAAUUUACGAUUAUGAGAGUUAACGAUGCGAGUAACAUUGUCUGUCCCCACUCAUGUAUCCGUAAUCAGGAGAGAGAUGAUUGCGUCUAGAAAAAUGUUUGUGUGGUUUAAGUUGUAAAUUUUCGUCUAAUUGUGGAAUUUCUGUUGUUAUACUAACAAACUCUUUUGUUGUUAUUUGGAAACGGAAUCGCAAAGUGUAAAUUUGUUUGAAAGAUGUAAAAAAUGAAUCAAGAAUGCUAAUUUCGCAAACUUCGGUGUGUUCGUUAAGAGACUGUACGGACAUCAUUCGUUUCUUGCAGGAUGGACAAUUAUGUUCCAGCACACGAUUGACUGUUGGUUUGUAAGGAUUAGAUGAUAUUGUGAUGUUGGCUCCAUGGAAUUGAUCAAUAAAAUGUCCAUCUUCAUUCGUUUCGUCUUCAAGUUCUUCAAUUUCACGUUUAGUUAUUUUUCUUUGGU